Eruca vesicaria subsp. sativa (arugula) is the source of this 333-nucleotide messenger RNA. The record is from the annotation of a GenBank genome assembly. Lineage: Eukaryota; Viridiplantae; Streptophyta; Magnoliopsida; Brassicales; Brassicaceae.
AUGAUGCUAUUCACGGGUUCGGACCAUUGUUGCCAUGGAAUCUUAAAGUUGAUUUUGGUGAUGCCAGUUCACUUGAGAAUAUCUUUAAAGGUUGUGAUUCCUCCUGAGGGUUAUUUGAAAGCUAUUAGAGAACUCUGUACAAAACACAACGUUUUGAUGAUAGCUGAUGAAUUACAAAGUGGUCUAGCGAGAUCUGGAAAGAUGUUAGCUUGUGACUGGGAAGAUAUUCGUCCUGACAUGGUGAUACUUGGGAAAGCAUUAGGUGGAGGAGUGAUUCCAGUAAAUGCAGUGCUUACUGAUAAAGAUGUGAUGAUCCAUAUCAAACCUGGCUAA